Papaver somniferum (opium poppy) is the source of this 1130-nucleotide messenger RNA. RefSeq names its product short-chain dehydrogenase reductase 3b-like. The transcript is spliced from 2 exons. The record is from RefSeq and is a predicted model, not a curated record. The coding region runs from base 115 to 1047 and encodes 310 amino acids. NCBI's taxonomy places the organism in Eukaryota, Viridiplantae, Streptophyta, Magnoliopsida, Ranunculales, Papaveraceae.
GAAAAAUAAAUAAAUUAAACAAAGUGCACAAAUCGAUGGAAUUGUAUAGGCUUUGAAAAGCUUGAGAGAGUAGUACAAACUUAGCAUUCAUAAAGCAUAUUUGGGACGUUACAGAUGUCUACCGCAAGGUUGGAGGGCAAAGUCGCUAUUAUUACAGGGGCAGCGAGUGGAAUUGGUGAAGCAGCGGCAAGGUUAUUUGUUGAGAAUGGUGCAUCUGUUGUGAUUGCUGAUGUCCAAGAUGAAUUAGGUGAUCAAGUUGUAGCAUCAAUUGGACCAGAGAGAUGUAGUUACAAACACUGUGAUGUUACUGAUGAAAAACAAGUGGAAGAGAUGGUAACAUAUACUUUGGACAAGUAUGGUACCCUUGAUAUUGUGUAUAGCAAUGCCGGAAUCGUAGGAUCAUUGACUAGUACUCUUGAUCUAGAUGUGAAAGCAUUGGAGAAAACAAUUGAUGUUAACGUCUGCGGUAGUGUAGCCAUGAUGAAGCAUGCAUGUCGUGCAAUGGUGGCAAGAAACAUUCAUGGAUCAAUCAUAUGUACAGCAAGUGCAGGGGCGACUCGAGGUGGGUUAGCGCCAGCAGGUUACACAGCUUCAAAGCAUGCUCUUUUGGGUGUGGUUCGAUCAGCUUCACGGGAGCUCGGAAUGUACGGGAUAAGAGUUAACUGUGUGUCUCCCUUCGCAGUUGCUACACCAAUGGCAUGUACUAUACCAGGGGUCAACCGAUUCCGCUUAGAUCCGGAGUUCGUUGAAGCACAAAUGUCGUCUGUUUCAAACUUGAAGGGGAUGAUUUUGAAGCCUAAAGAUAUAGCGGAGACUGCUAUGUUUCUUGCCUCGGACGAGUCCGCUUGCAUCAAUGGACAUAAUCUUGUAGUAGAUGGUGGAUUUCCUGAUUCUAUGGACACUUUUCCGGUUAAUAAAUAUAAAGCAGUUCUGGACAUAGCGCGAUGGUCAAUUAGCAAAGUAACAUUUUCUUCCAUUCUCUCCAUGCUUGUGCCUAGGUUUCUCAUUAGUGUGUUUGAUCAAACUAGUGAUAGUAGUAAAGAUUGAAUUUUUUAUGUUCGCAACGAUUCAGCUGUCCGAUGAAUCCAUUAGCCAGGCAACCAUAAUAACAUAUGCAACUGUUAUACUCA